This is a messenger RNA of Chilo suppressalis (striped riceborer), 2430 nucleotides long. The record is from the annotation of a GenBank genome assembly. NCBI's taxonomy places the organism in Eukaryota, Metazoa, Arthropoda, Insecta, Lepidoptera, Crambidae.
CUUGUUUUUCAAGCUGUCAAGAGAUAAGCUUUUUUAUUGACAGAUUUAUUUUAGAUUAGUUUUUCCAAUUAUUUUAAAUUAAUAAUAAUGUUUAAUUUUAGUGAUAACUAUUAUGAGAGGAAAUGUUAUCUACAACGGGAACAAGUGCCAACGCAGAGUGUUAUGAAAAAGAAAAUGUCCCCUGCGCUUGCCAAUGUCUACUUCAAGUCAAUGAGACCGAAGCUGAAAGUACUUGCUGGCUUAGAACCACCGAUGAAAGGAGGCGGUAGCGACUGGUUUGCGCCCCCUAGUGAACUGCUUAAAGGCAGAGUUGUCCUUAAACCGAUGAAGAAAGAGUUCCUUACAAAGUUAGGAUACAAUGGUAUAGACUUCUUUGGAGAGAAACUAGUGGCUCACUACAAAAAAUGCUUGGAAGAAGAAAAAAAACAAGCGCUACUUGAUAGUGAUACUAACUGGAAGAGGCGGAUUGAGGCCGCUUGCCGACAACAAUGGGAAGACACUUCCAAAGAAUCUGCAAGUUAUAAUACUAACCAAAUUCGACACGCUUUUCAUGAGUUUACCUACUUGUAUUCUACAUCGAUUAAUAAAAUAGAAUCAUUGCUUUACGAUGCAGCUAUUGAGGAAAUAAAACGAAUUAAAGAUGAGACGCACAAGAAUAUGACUAUGCGUUUGGAGAAACUUGUGAAAGUACAAGCAACCGAGCUUUACGACAUUUACUCAGAGAAACUAGCUAAAGAAAAGGCCCGGCUGAAGGCUUUGUUUAUAGAGAAGUUAGAACAAUCACGUAGCGCCAUGGGUGUACAAUUACAUGAUAUCAACGUGGAAAAACAUCUGGCCAUAGAAAAGCUAAGAAAUUACUUGGAAUGUCAAAACUUGGCGUGUCGAGUAUACGUAGCAUUAAAAGAAAAAGAAGUUUGUGAAAAAGAAAUGCAACAUUCCAAACGUCAGCAUGAGAAAAAAGUUAAACUUUUAAAAGAAGAAAUCGCUAUGAAAGACUUUGAGAUUUUACUCGCAAAUGAGAAGGAGUCGAAACGGGAAGCGUUUAAUAAAAUUUGGCAGAAGAAAAUAUGCGAAGUCAUCAAGAAGCUUCAAAUAUUUAUUGCGUACUGUCUGCAUUCUUUACCAGACCACGCAGAAUUUUUUGUGAACAUGGAGAAACUAAUGAUGUUGCAAUUGAAUGAAGCUAUGGAAAACCCGAGCGCAGAAAGUGUUUUCGUAGUUGAAGAUGACCAAUUUCACACCCCUGUACCACGACCGCAUCCUUUUUUCCUUUUUUGCGAUAAGGGUUACAAGCCGACUCUGGACCAGGAUCUUUGCCCAAAACACUGCUCUUCUAGCGCUUCACAACUCCCUGUUAUUGUAGUCAAUAAAAGGUGUAUAUACGCUGCUUGUGAUAACUUUGAAAUUUUUACUGAUAAGAUAAAGCAGUACAUUCAUGGUAAACGUGGAGACGAUAAAGAUUUUAUUGAUGACCACGACAGCACUUUUGAUGUACCAGUAAAAUUUACUCAGUCGACACAGCUGGCAGAGUUGAAACUAAAAAGUUCUUUGAUGCAAGUCCUCCAAAAGGAACACCCAAAUUUAAGAAAUCUAGAGACUGAAUGUCUUUUAUGCAAAGUCCCUCACUGCUUCUGCGAUAGAGUGGAGGCCAAGGGAGUGCCAACCGAGACGCACUACACAGGAACAGAGAAAGAGCCCUCUUCGCAUAGUAUUCCAUCGGGUAUUAAAAUAGAAUCUAGAGCUGUGGAAUUAAGACACGAUAGGCAGCCCAAAUGGGAGAGUUACCUGGAUUACAUUGAACCAAGGAAGUGUAAAUGUCCCAAGACCGCGAAAAAGAAUUUACGAGAACAUCUACCGGCUUAUAUGCGAAAUACGUCAAUUUUCGAAUCGUCAGAAUUGCCACUUUACGAACGUUGUUCGCUUACGACACUCAAGCACUUGGUUAAGAAAAGGCAGGGCAAACGUACACCUCAGAAACCGAUUCAAGUUGAAAGCAAAACUAGAGAUAUUUGCACGCAAUAUUCAGAUCACGAGUUUGAUCUGUUAUGCACUUGCAUUUCUGACGACGAAGUAGACCGUCUUUACAGAGAAUUGUUCAAAGAACUAAAGACUGGGAGUUUCCAGAUUGUCGACGGGUCAUUCCCAGCAGUGAAUAUAGAUGAAACGUCUAGUAAUUUUGCAACUGAUAGAGCGUAUUCACUUAGGAAUCUAUUGGCCACUUCUCCUGACCUAGAAGAAAUCUUUAGAAAGAAGGAUUGCUAUUUUUAAGCCUCAUUCAGACAUCCUUUUCAAAUACUUUUAAAACGCUUCAUUAUAAUAUCAAUGUUAUAUUGUUGUAAUCUUUCAUGGCCACUAACAUUAUAGUAAUAUAAAUUAUUUACGGGAUUGUUACCAUGUACCUUGUUUUAGCGAGUUUCCGAUAUUUCGGCA